Messenger RNA from Plenodomus lingam JN3, 1026 nucleotides. RefSeq lists its product as uncharacterized. The record is from RefSeq and is a predicted model, not a curated record. NCBI's taxonomy places the organism in Eukaryota, Fungi, Ascomycota, Dothideomycetes, Pleosporales, Leptosphaeriaceae.
AUGGCGAAGAAAUGUGUUCACAAAGGUUGCGGCAAGACGUACGAAGACGAGGAGGAGACCUGCAUCUAUCAUCCUGGCCCGCCUGUCUUCCAUGAGGGGCAAAAGGGCUGGAAAUGCUGCAAACCCCGCGUUCUUACCUUUGACGAGUUCCUCGCCAUCGAGCCCUGCACGACGGGCAAACACUCGGAUGUGGACGAGACACCUGCGCCUGAGUCUUCCCAAAGCCCCAACAUCCCCAAUGGCACAUCAGUCAACCUCGGCUCGCUCGAGGAGUCACUGCCUCCGCCCGCGCCCCGUCUACCGACCGCACAAGCCGCUAUCCCGCGAACGGAGGCGCCCGCUCCAUCGCCAGAAUCCGAAGACGAUGAUCCCAGUAUCGCACUGAAGGAGGGCAUGACGUGCAGACGGCGUGGAUGUGGUGCCACACACAAGGGCGGGGAUCGCGAAGGAGAAAGCUGUGUACAUCAUCCGGGUGCGCCCAUAUUUCACGAAGGUAGCAAAGGCUGGAGCUGCUGCAAGAGGCGGGUACUGGAGUUUGACCAGUUCAUGAAUAUCGAGGGUUGCAAGACAAAGGAGCGUCACUUGUUUGUUGGCAGUGGCAAGAAGAACAAGGAGGGUGAGGAGAAGGUGGAUACUGUCCGGAAUGAUUUCUACCAGACCUCGACUUCCGUAGUCGCCUCCUUAUUCCUCAAGAAGAUUGACAAGGAUACGGCAGUAAUCGAUUUCCAGCCUGCCCAAGUCAAGCUCGACCUACGGACGACCGACAGCAAGCGUUAUCAGACCGAAAUCCCCCUCUUCUCCACCAUCAAGCCCGAGGAAAGCAAGUUUAGGAUACUGGGCACAAAGCUCGAAAUGACGUUAGUCAAGGCCGACGGUGCUAGCUGGCCAGUCUUGAGGAGCGAUGAUAAGCCCACUGGAGAGAGGAUCCAGACCAACCGUGGAUUUCACGGCUUGAUUAUUGAUAUUCCACUGGCAAUCCCCUCCAUCAAACGUCUAACCAAGUGCCUUACCCUCCUGCUCUUUUAG